Messenger RNA from Ostertagia ostertagi, 1029 nucleotides. The record is from the annotation of a GenBank genome assembly. NCBI's taxonomy places the organism in Eukaryota, Metazoa, Nematoda, Chromadorea, Rhabditida, Trichostrongylidae.
AUGGCGUCUCCUGUAAAAGUAACUCCCGCGCAGUAUCGCAAAUAUGGUGUGAAUGGUACACUUCGGCUUUCUACUGGUUUCUUCCAGCGUUAUUUCGAAAGUGACGGUACGACGACAGAAGUGCCGAUCCUCCAAGUUUCGCUAGCCAGGAAGCUGGUAGAAGGGAUGGCAGGAUGGCCUGAUUCUUGUCUAAGGUUACGCUUGACUGAUGGUGCAUUUCAUUAUUCUGAGAUCUCGAUUCAACCAAACAGAACCGCUAUUGGUAAAAAACUGGUAACCGCAACAGCAGGCAUAUCAAACUAUGACAACAAUUACAACAAUUUGACGUUCGUUGUGAACAGUCGAGAACGAUCAGUUGAACGAAAGGACUUUUCGUGGUUAGCAGCCUGGAGAGCCAGUGUGACCGGGGACAAUUUGGUAGGUAACGCUGAGAAUGGUGGUGAAAUAAAUCGCGAGGUCGCACGUCCAUCAGCACCGCGCCGACAACCGCAGAGUUUUGGAUCCGGCAACGUAACACCUAUAGCCAUGAUCACCCCAUAUAUAAGCAAAUGGCGAAUCUGCGGUCUGUGUACUGCUAAAGAUGAACUAAAAACAACGAAAGCUCGAAGUGGUGCUGGCGAUAUGAAGUCGUAUUAUAUAUCUGGAGGUACAGUGAAACAAGCAAAUAAGCGCUUCAAUACAACUGGCCAUGAUUAUGAACUUUCCAUGAAUGCCACUACUGAGAUUGCGCCGUGUCAUGACCAAAUUCCAAAGCCGGCGUUGGUGCUGAAGAUUUGCCCUCUUCAAAAUAUACCAAGUCAUAAGGACGAAUUUGUCGAUGUGUUAGCUGUGGUCGACAAGAUGGAUCCUGUUAAUAAGCUAUUUCGACGGAGACAAGGAAGGGAGUGCGUAAAGCGUGAUAUUCAACUAAUCGAUCAAACUGGGACCGUUGUACAGUUCACGCUUUGGGGAGAACACGCUGAGAACUUUGAAGAUCAUGCACUAGGACCCGUCAUAUUCAAUAAAAGGAGCGCUAGUGAAAGAAUGGAA